This is a messenger RNA of Caenorhabditis sp. 36 PRJEB53466, 4234 nucleotides long. The record is from the annotation of a GenBank genome assembly. NCBI's taxonomy places the organism in Eukaryota, Metazoa, Nematoda, Chromadorea, Rhabditida, Rhabditidae.
AUGCUUCGCCGAAUAAAAGAGCAAGUCUCCCAGGUUGCUAAUGAGGUAUUUGAAUUCUCACCUGUCGGCUCAUUUCUUCAAAUUUCCAGCUUGAUGGCAGAUUGAGCGCACGGGCCAGCAGUCAGGACUCUCCACAGCCACCACAACCGCCACAAAAGUCGGAAAAUGAGCGGGAAAUCGAGGGAUUCUGGUGCCCGAUGUGCAUGACAGAGCUCGGCGGCCCCGAAGAGCUCACCGUCCAUUUCGAGCAGAAACAUGCAGAUGUAACGUUCUUUUUCUAGAAUUUUCCAUAAAUUUCGCAUCCCCUCGAGUAGUUUCAGACAUCCGCCAAUCGGAAUCAUCCCGAGUACCGGCCUCCGCAGUCGUCAACGAUCACAUUUGCGACGAAAGACGAGGAGAUUGAAGAGUUGCGCAUCCGAGUCAGCGAGGAGAAGCGAUUCGCGGAGAGAAUCAAAGAAGAGCUCGACAAUAUCAAAGAAGUGAUGGCGAAGGCGUCAGAUGUGACGGGAGACGAAGUGCCGUACAUGGCACAGCAGAUUCAAGUGCUAACCGCCGACAAAGGGAUGGUGACGCGGCAGUUUCUUGAGCUGGAGAAGGAGAGCGGACAGCAGACGAGAGAGCUUCAGCAGGUGAAGCAGGAGCGCAACGAUUUGAUGGGCAAACUGAAGCAGAUGAGUGUCAAGAUGAGGGAAAUGACCGACGAGACCGAGAGCACGAAGGUCGAGCUGGAGGAUUUGAAAAGAGAGCUGAAAGUUGUGAAAUCCGACGUUUCGAAGUACGAGGUCGAGGUGACACGUCUCGAGAAGAUGCUUGAUCAGCGACCUUCGGAAGACGACGUCAACGUUCUCAGAACAGAGCUGGUCAACGCCCAGAAGCUCAUGGACGCCAUCUCCCAAGAUAAGGACGUGGACAUCAAUGAGCAUCUGAAUUCCAUUCGAAAUCUGAGCAUGGAACGCGAAAAGCAACACCACAUUAUGGAGAACAUGGAGAAGAAGAUCGCCGAGUGCGAGGAGACUGUGAAGCAGCUGCAAGUGGCGAACGAAGCGCAGUCGGAGCAGCUGAGGGAGCGCAACGAGCGGGUCGCUCAGUUGGAGGCCAGGAUCGAGGAGAACGUGACGGAGUUGGUCGAGACGAGACAGAACGUGAAGCGCUUCGAGGAGCUCGUCAAAAAGUCGGAGAGCGCACUGACGGAGCUCGCUUCUAUAAACGGUUCCAACGAGCAGCAGAUGAUCAGUUUGAGCGCCAAAGUCGAACAGGUAUGUUUACGGCGAGGAAAUUUGAUGCUUUACGGCAGACAUAAACAAAAAGGCGUUGAAUUGCAGAAUGCAAACGAGAGACAGCGAUUGGAGGCGGCAUUCGAGGAGAAGGUGGCCGUGCAGGCGGAGAGACUGAAAACGCUGGAAACGGCGAAUCUCGACCUGACGAAUGAGCUCUCGUCGAUGGGGUCUUUACUGGAUCGGGAACGGACUCUUACCGUGGAGAAGAAUGGAGAGAUAUCGGAAAGGGAUCAGACGAUCAACGAGUUGAAAGAGAAACUGGCGGAGAGUGAGCGGAAGAGCGGAAAGUACAGUAAUGAGCUGAAAGAACGGACGGAAAUCGUCGAAAAUCUGACCUCACAGCUCAAAAAUCUGCAGGACAACUCGAAAGAUCUGAUGGAAAAAAUAUCAGCUGGAGAAGGCGGUGCAAAGAUGGCAAUUGAGCAGUUGGAGCAGGAGAAGGUGAAGCUCACAACCGAGCUCACGACGUCUUCGGAAAAAAGCAAAAAGGCGACGGAGCAAUUGGAAACGCAGAUUUCGGAGCUGGAGAAGAAGUUGCGUGAGGCAGAAGCUUCGAUAACGGACAAAGAGCAGAAGUGGAAGCAGGAGAAGGAGGAGUUUGUGCGGAAUUUGACGGAAGCGGAGGCUGAGGUGAGAAGGAAAGGCGAGCGUUUUGUGGAGAUGGAGAAGGAGAUGGAGGAGGAACGGCAGAAAGCGACGGACCGAACGAUGAAGUUGAAGGAGGCGAUUGUGGAGUCGGAGAAGAAUCUGGAGGCGAUCAAGAAAGAGAGCGAGGAGAAGGAGAAGGUGGUCAGAGAGAAAGACGCGCAUCUGGAGGACAACAGAAAGAUUAUCGAGGACUCGAUUCAGAAAUUAGGAGAAGCUGAAAAGCGCGCGAGGGAACUGGAAUCAACGGUUUCCGGCCGGGACACGGAGGUCACUUCGAAGGAUCGAGAACUGGAAGAGCUAAGGUCGAAGCUCGCGGAGUCGGACGCCUUUAUAGAACAGCUGAAAGUGCAGGUAGAGAAGGUCAGCCUGCGAAUAGAGUCCUUUGCCAAUGUAUGUGCUCACCCGAUUGUUCAGUCUGUUAACAGCACUCCUAUCUUCACUAGCCCCUUUUCAGUGUGCUCCAAUCCUGUCACUCCUCAAUCUAUCGCCCUAGUGCCCCCUAGGUUCCCCGCCGAUUAACGUCCGAAAUGACUGGCUUCCGCUAACCCCGUUUCCCUGUUCGCGUCGCAGAUCACUCAGUCUGUCUGCCUGUUUAGUAUGUGAUUCAGGUGAGCAACGAAUUGACCGAAAAGCAGCAAGAGGUGGAGGCGCUGACGACGGAGAUCCGGGAGAAGGAAGCGCAUUGGAAGACGAAGCGCGAUGAGUUCGAGGCGCAAAUGCUGCGGAAUCAGGAGGAGAACGAGGAAGCGGCCAACACUUUGAAGACGGCGCAGGAGGAGCUGGCGAGGGAAAAAGAGUCGGCGGCGGAAGAGAGAAAUCAGCUGAACUCGGUGAAAUCGCUGUUGGAAGAGACAAAAGCGGAAGCGGAGACCCUCCGGCAAUCAGAAGAACAGAAGGCGCAGGAGAUUUCAAGAUUAACCGCCUCGAUUUCCGAUCUGGUAAGCCUUCGAUUCCCCGCGUACAGACUGUUCUCAUCCUCCGCUUGUGCCUGAAUUGCAGAAAUUGGAGCACGGCGAAGUGAACGUGACCGCCGAAACGCUUCGGACCGAAUCGGACAAACUGAGAGCCGAGGUGCAGAGAUUGGAGGAGACGCUGAGGGAAACGAACGAGAAAAGUGCUGAGGACGUGGAGAGAUUGGAAAGAGAGAAGACGAAGGCGGAGAGGGAGAUGGAGGAGAGAGAAUCCACGAUUCAGGCGAUUCAGGAAGCGUUGGAGACCAAGGAUAAUGUGAGCGAAUAGAAGAUUUAGAAAUGAAAUGAUGAUAAUCUGUUUUUAGGAGAUUGAGACAUUGAAGACGAACCAUCGAGUAGUGGAAGAAGAACUCAUUUCGAAGAUCUCACUGAUCGAGUCAUUCAACUCAAGAAUCGAAGAAUUCGAGAAGGAAAUGGCCUGCGGAAAGAGAACGAUCGAAAAGUUAGAGGCGGAGAAAGCGGAAGAAGUAGAGAAGUUGGUGUUAGUGAGCGGAACACAGAGCCAGAGGCAGGAGGAAGUCCAAAAGUUGCGGAAGGAUCUGGAAGAAAAGGAAGCAGUCAUCGAACGGAUGACUUCGAGCAAGGCCCAGUUCGAAAUCAUGUUCGCGGAUGUGCAGUCGAGUCUUUCCAAGGAAGUGGCCGAGAAGGCGACAGAAAUCGAGCAUCUCAUGGAGAGAAUCGACAGUCUGGAGUCGUUCAAUCAUCAGAGGGUCGCAGAGCUCGAGGGCAGACUCACGCAGAGGGAACGGCUCGUCGACUCGCUCGAAGCGGAUUUGGUGGCUCUCCGGGAUGCGGAAAAGGAGAAGAGUGACGAGCAGAAGCGGAUGAAAGAGGAGUACGAUGGUAGGAGUUGCGACGGUCUUCGGAAAUGUAUUACCUUUCCAUUUUGCAGAGCUCAAGAAGGCAGAAUCGAUGUGGCAGGCGGAGAAGGAUGUGCUCAUCGAGAGAUGUCUGGGAACUGAGAGUGAUAUCGAGUACGAGAAGGAAAGAGCUCAGGAGAACAAGCGAAGGUUCGACGAGGCGCUUUCCGCGAUGCACGAACUCGGAAGAGCCAAUCAGUCCCUUCAAGUUGGUCGAAAACGAGAGGCUUUCAGAAGCCAGCUUCCUUUUUUUCAGAUUGACGCGGACCGCCACAACUCGCGCAAGUGGCUCGACGACUCAGAGGCGAUCAACUGCACCGAGUGCGGAAAACUCUUCUCGCUGACGAUCCGCAAGCACCAUUGUCGCGUGUGCGGAAAGAUCUACUGCAAUCCGUGCAGCUCGAAAUCGGUGCGAAUCGCCAGCGCCAAGCACCCGGUCCGAGCGUGCAAUCACUGUUUUGCCGAGUCGCAAAACUGA